AUGUCCCAAGGUGUGGUGGGAGCUACACCCGUAGACCAAGCAGUGCUUACCACGGAAGAGCUUCGUGAAAUGUUAGAAUACGAGAGGAUUAUCCAAUUUAGGGAUGCAGUCAUCUCAGGAUCUCACCCUCGCAUUAAAAUUCCAUCAGCUCAAACGGAGAUGCGUUCAAAAAACCUGAAGAGUAUAGAAACUAAUAGUCAGUCAGCGCCACAAGCCAACCCCAAUAAUUCAGGAAUAGGCGAGAGCCCAAAUAUCACUACGAAUACCCAUGAUCCAAUUCAUUCUGGAAACAAAACUAAUGAUGUACAAAAUAUUCCAUCUCUCAAGACCACAAAGCCGGAAAAGCCAGAAAUCAAACCUGUACUCCCAGAAAAACCAAAAGAUCUUGUAAAAGCAAGGCUUCAACUUGAGAGGCAAAGGCUUGAGGGGAGUCUAAAGGAUCAGGUUGAGCAACAACGAAAAAAUGCAAAAGUCUUGCUGCAAAAAGCAGAGUCCUUACCAGACUUUGACAUUAGUGAGGUACUAACUAAAGCCCUCUCAAUAGUACAACCUUCAAUUUCUAUCGAAGAAGAGCCAUCUGGCGGUGCACGCUCAUUAGACAGUCGUUCUCUUGAUGAUAAUACAUUUUACUCUAGUCAGCAAGAUACCCCUGAACUAACAAAUUCUCCUAAAGUUUCAAAAGUGGAUGAACAAAAGUGUCCUGCUCCUGAUUCUGCUUUUGCUUCAUUUACGGAUCAAAGCAAAGCAGAGGCGUCGACUACUAACGGCAAAGACAAAUCUCCACCGGAGUUAAUGCAAGAAAAAAACAGUCAUCGCAGGUCAUCAUUGCAAGCCCCAAGUAAAGAAAAGGAAAAGCUCCCAGAAACAGGGCUUCCUGGUUCCGUUAAUCCUCGAAUAAAUGUUUCAAAAGAGAAAGAACCAAAAAUCAUCGAGGCGAAGAAGCUGGUAGAAACGGCAACAAGCAAGCCUAUGGCUACAAAAACAAAAGUGAGUAUGACUUCAUUCACAAAAUCUUCAUGCGAAGGCUCCCCAGAAAAAAACUUCAGUAGUGGAGUUGCCUCUAUACCAGCUCAUCAUCAAAACUUAUCUCCUGCUGUAUCUUUAUCUACACGUGUUUCACCUAUGACUACAACCAAAGACCAAGCUGCACGUCGUAAAACUGUCAUAGAUGAUGGGAAUCGGACCCAAAAUAAUAUCCCUCGUCAAUUACAAGGGAUAUCAAGUGCAGAAAGCUCGCCUAAGGGAAGAAAUAGUGACAAAAAGAAAGACAAAAAAAAGAGACGUAGGGUCAAGAAUGUUGGCUCCCCUGAUCCGACUUACAUUAAGCCCGAGCCAAGAUCGCCUUCUCCUCUCGCACCGAUGGCACGACCACCAAAAAGACAACGAGCUCAGUAUGCUUCUGACUUGAAUUACUAUGAGUCACCUUCUGGCUCCUAUGCAAUGGAACCGGGGCGUACGAAAGACCAGUAUCAGACAUCAUGGCGACCUAGGUAUUAUGAGCAAGAAACAACGCGCGUUGCGAGUGACUACGAACUGCGCCAUCGUCAGAUUCUAGAUGAAGAUUACGCUCGAAGAGAAACUGGAAGAAGCUAUACGCAAUGGGCCCAUUCUCCGCAACCUGCUCCGAUAUACCCUCAAGUUGAAUCUCGCUCAAGAGCUGUAUCAAGUGCAACUGUCAGGCGACUCAAUGAAGAUGAUAGACCACUCAGGGAAUCUAACAUGAGAGCCAGUGUUCGCCCUGAUGUGGAUCGUGAUCGAUCCAGAUCUCCUUACAGAGAAAAUAUUCCAAUGGGGCCACCACGACCGCCCGUUCGUAUUAUGGUUGAUGAAUAUGGACGCCAGUAUUUCAACCCAUCUACACCCUCACUCAGGCAGUCAAUUGCUCCAUCAAUUAGAUACCAAGAUGAUCUAAUGUAUGAACGAGUGCCCGCAAGAUCUGUAUCUAGCCGCAUUCCUAUGGUCCCUUAUGAUGAAGAAAGCAUAGUCGUUCGAAGAGCUUCACCUACUUUCUUCGCACCUCGACGUGUGAUAACUCAACCAGAAUAUUAUCCUGUUCACCCUGGCUACCGACCAUAUCGGCAGAGAGAGUACUCAGUACAUCCUGCGGCAAUAGCCCCUCCGGGAGAUGAAUACCCAUCAUACAGAUAUCCUCCCGAACAUCUAUCUAUGUCUCAAUACGAGGAACCAUCGCGCGAAAAUCUUCGAGCAGCUACCGUCAGACCUGAAGUUAUACGUUAUGAAGGGCCUGCUGGAUAUCAAGAAAGAAUGAGUAGCGUUCGACCAGAAAAUCCACCCCGGAGGUCUGAAGGAAGGAGAGAUAUGAUCCCUCAGGUACAGCGGGAAUACAGUGUCCGACCUACUGAUACUGGCCCUCGCGAAACGUUUCCCGAUGAUAGAUAUUACGAAGAACCUCCUGUAAGGCAGUUGCGUCGCCCAGAGAGUAUAAUAUUACAGGGAGAUAGCGAUUACUAUGAACCUACAGUGAGACGAUCAAUUAACGAAAUGAGAGCUGCUGAAGCUAGUAGAUACGAGGAUAGGUAUAUUCGGCGUGAUACUGAUGUCAGGUUCCCUGAGGAGGCGCGUGCUCGUGAUCCAUCUGUAUUCGCAUACCCAGAUGAGAUUACAAGGAGCGCCUACAGGUGA
Messenger RNA from Blumeria graminis f. sp. triticale, 2643 nucleotides. The record is from the annotation of a GenBank genome assembly. Lineage: Eukaryota; Fungi; Ascomycota; Leotiomycetes; Helotiales; Erysiphaceae.